Molecule: messenger RNA, 588 nt
Organism: Arxiozyma heterogenica
Lineage: Eukaryota; Fungi; Ascomycota; Saccharomycetes; Saccharomycetales; Saccharomycetaceae
Exons: 1
Coding region: 1-588 (195 amino acids)
Source: RefSeq, a predicted model, not a curated record
AUGCCUGGUAAAGAAACGUUAAAAUUAAAAAAAGUAGUUUUAAGAAAGUUAAUUAAAUUGAUAAAAACACCAUUAUUGAAAUAUAUGGAUGUUUUAUCCAAUAUUUUAAAAGGUUUGGAAACAUUGUAUUUUAAUGGCGGUAAGAUAAGACAAAUAUAUCCUAUUAAUAUUAUUGAAAAGUUCAAGCAUAUUUUCUAUCAUAUUAAAAGAUCGAUUAUAUAUUGUUCAAAUCUAAAUGAGAUCAACGUAAUAUACAAUGAAUUUAUCGAAUUUUUGAGUCAAUUUGAUUCGUUCAAUGAUCAAUCAUUACUAAUGUUUUUCCAACCAUUAAUUGUCAAAUUCGAUUAUUUCCGUGAUUUUUUCCAAUCUUUUAGAGUAAUUAACGAUAUCUAUGAGAAGUUUCCCAGUGAUACCACCCACUGGAAUCUUAAAUUACAAAAGGAAAUUCAAUGGUACAUCACAUUUCAAGAAGAGUUAUUAAAAAAGCUGGUGUCAGAACCAAAAAUCUCUACAAAUCAAUUCCAAAACCACUCAACAAAUCAUAAACCUAAAUAUUAUAGACAAAAUGUUUAUAUAAAAGAUGUAUAA